AUGUCACAUCAUAAGAAACGCGUCUACCCUCAAACUCAAUUCCAAUAUAGCGCUCCGCCUCCCGCAGGUUCACCAGGGUACGCAGCAGCUCCUGGAAUUGCAGUAGCUCCUGGUCCGCAGCAAGCACAACAGUUCUUGACUCCUGCUCAGCAACAGCUCCAUCAGCAGAUUGACCAGGCUACCAAUUCAAUGGGGAAUAUGCAAUUACACAAUGUUCCAGUGGUUGACCCUAAUUCGUUUUACCAAGCAGGAGCCCCAUCACGGCCUGUGGUUGCAGAUCCUGUGGCUGGUUCACAAUAUAACGAGCAACCUUAUAGUCACAUUGCAAUUGGUAAGCCUAUGAAUCAAUUAUAUCAAAUUGAUUUGUUUCAGGAAUUGCCGCCACCAAUUACUGAUCUUUCAUUACCACCACCACCGUUGUUGGUACCACCUGAUAAAAUUGUGGCUCCGUCUGAAGAUGCCAAUGCUUCGCCAGACUAUUUGAGAUGUACCUUGAAUGCUCUUCCAAAGUCCAAUUCUUUAUUGAAGAAAUCAAAAUUGCCGUUAGCUAUGGUUAUUAGGCCGUACCAGCACCUUGAUGACAGUAUAAACCCUCCGCCUUUGAACACUGAUGGGUGCAUUGUUCGUUGCAGACGUUGUCGUUCCUAUAUUAAUCCCUUUGUGAUGUUUUUGGAUGGUGGCAGACGUUGGAGAUGUAAUUUCUGUGGCUUGGGAAACGACGUUCCAAACGCAUUUGACAUGGAUUCGCAAGGUAUCCCAGUAAAUCGUUAUGAAAGAAAUGAAAUUCAGCACGCCGUAGUCGAAUAUUUAGCGCCAAGGGAAUAUGCUGUGAGAUUGCCACCUCCAUCUUGUUACGCUUUUAUCUUUGAUGUUUCACAGAAUUCUAUAAAAAAUGGAUUGCUAGCUACUGCUACAAGAACUUUAUUAGAGUCGUUGGACUCUUUGCCAAAUCAUGAUGAAAGAACUAGAAUUACUAUUUUGGCUGUUGAUCAUACUAUCCAUUAUUUCUCUAUCCCCCCCGAUGAAGAAGGUGAUCAUAUUAAGAUGAUGGAUGUUGUGGAUUUGGACGAACCGUUUAUGCCAAUGCCAGACACGAUGUUUGUCACCCUAAAACAAUGCAGAGCCAAUGUGGAAAAAUUAUUAAGCCAAAUCCCUGAGAUCUUCCAAUCGAAUAUCUUGCCAAAAUUUGCUUUGGGCCCGGCGUUAAAGGCCGCUCACAACUUAAUAAAAAGUAUCGGUGGUAAGAUUAUUGUUACUUCUGCUACUCUACCUAACGUUGGUAUUGGCAAGCUAAAUAAAAGAAAUGAAGCUAGUGUUGUGAAUACUAACAAGGAGGCUUCACAACUUUUGAGCUGUGGAGAUGCUUUUUAUAAGAGCUUCACUAUUGAUUGCAACACAACACAAGUCACAAUUGAUUUGUUUUUAGCAUCAGAUGAUUAUCUAGAUGUUGCAUCCUUAUCCAGUUUAGCAAGAUACACAGGUGGCCAGACUCACUUUUAUCCUGGAUUCACAGCUUUGAACUUAAUAGAUGUUACAAAGUUUUCAAAAGAAUUUUCCAAACAUAUAACCAUGGAUUUGUCUAUGGAAGCUGUCAUGAGGGCUCGUGGUUCCACUGGUUUAAGAAUGAGUUGUUUCUAUGGUCACUUUUUCAAUAGAUCCUCCGAUCUAUGUGCCUUCCCAACUUUUCCUAGGGACCAAUCUUAUGUCUUUGAAAUAUCUCUAGAUGACGAACUUGUACGUGAUUAUGCGUACCUUCAGAUUGCCGUUUUGUUAUCACAGAAUACUGGUCAAAGAAGAAUUAGAGUGAUUACAGUGUGCCUACCAACAACGGACAACUUAGCUGAGGUAUAUGCUUCCGCUGACCAAUUGGCUAUGACAGCAUAUUACGCACACAAAGGUAUUGAGACUGUGAUGAACUCAGGUUUUGAAGCCGCUAGAGAAUACUUAGACAAGUCUGUUCAGGACGUAUUGGCUACCUACAAAAAGGAAAUAGCGAUGUCCAAUACUGCUGGUGGUGCACCUUUGAGGCUUUGUGCUAACCUAAGGAUGUGGCCAUUGCUAAUGCACUCUAUGACAAAACAUAUGGCCUUCAGGUCCGGAAGAAUUGCAGCUGACCACCGUGCUGCUGCAUUGAACGCCUUGGAAUCAAUGCCACUCCCACAUUUUAUUAAAACUAUUUACCCAACUGUUUACUCAUUACACGAUAUGCCUGACGAGGCCGGUUUGCCAAAUGAGAAUGGUGAAAUUGUUUUACCCCAGCCAAUUAAUGCGACCUCUUCCCUGUUCGAGAGAUACGGUUUGUAUUUGAUCGAUACUGGUAUGGAUAUCUUCUUGUGGUUAGGUGGCGAUGCUGUUCCUGAAUUAGUCAUGGAUGUUUUCGGCACUCAAGAUAUCAUGCAAAUUCAAAUUGGAAAAGGUGAAUUACCAAUAUUAGAGGACUCCGAAUUUAAUGAAAGAGUUAGAAACGUUAUCUGCAAAUUGAGGGAACACGAUGAUGUCAUAAUAUUUAAGACGCUUCAUAUUGUGAGGGGUGCAUCCCCAAGUGAACCAGUGAACCAUGCUUCAGCAAAAGAAGUUGCUUCUCUACGACUAUGGGCUACUAGUCAAUUGGUAGAGGAUAAGGUCCAAAGUAGUUUCACUUACCGCGAAUUUUUGCAAAGCAUGAAAACGAAGAUCAGCAAGUAA
Eremothecium cymbalariae DBVPG#7215 is the source of this 2685-nucleotide messenger RNA. RefSeq lists its product as uncharacterized. Bases 1 to 2685 code for a protein of 894 amino acids. Lineage: Eukaryota; Fungi; Ascomycota; Saccharomycetes; Saccharomycetales; Saccharomycetaceae. The record is from RefSeq and is a predicted model, not a curated record. Gene Ontology annotation, biological process: intracellular protein transport; endoplasmic reticulum to Golgi vesicle-mediated transport; COPII-coated vesicle cargo loading. Gene Ontology annotation, cellular component: endoplasmic reticulum exit site; COPII vesicle coat. Gene Ontology annotation, molecular function: zinc ion binding; SNARE binding. The transcript has a single exon.